AGCCGUCCGGCUCCAUGUGAGAUGGGUCUCCGGGGCUGACAACGUAGCUGCAGGAGACAUUGAUGUCUCUUGCUCGAUUCUGGGUUUGCCGCUUGGUCUUGGCCCUUUUCUGUUGCCCAGUGCUGGGCUACAAGUUGAGGAGCAAUCUUUCGCAAAGCGACUUCAAGCCAGCUCGAGAGGAGCUGGGAGUUGUAUGGCAACACUGUGCAGUUGAAGGUUCCGAGUGCCCAUGUAGUGGCCUGGUGCGUUUUGGUGAAGGUGAUCGCUGGGUUGCAGCAGAACAUGCUGAAGGGAAGUUGAUGUGCAACGUGUCAACCUUCCAAGAAGAUCCGGCCUUCAAUCGGCGGAAGGAAUGCUGGUGUGCUGUCGGACAGUCAGGACAAACAGCACGGGCAAGUGCUGGAAGUGCUGCCAUUGUCACCCUGAGUCGACAUCCUCCUGACCUCAACACAUGGAUCAGGUAUCAUCUGCAUUACGCUGGAGUGGAGCACAUCUUCAUCAAGUCUGAGGACUCACCCGAAACAGCGGAGCUAAUCCGACAGCUUCCUACAGAGGAUCAGGCCAAGGUCACUCUUUGGGAAUCUGCAGCAAGCCUUCUUGGAGUCUCUUCUAGCGACUCGCGGCCCCAAGAUGAUUACACAACUCUGCAGGCCCGGCAAACUGCUGUCAUGGCGAGAGCCAAGCAAGCCUGCGAAGAGAUGCACAUUGAUUGGCUCAUCCAUAUUGAUGACGAUGAGCUCUUGUAUACACCGCAACACCGGAAGAUCGGGGACUUGCUAGCUGCAGUGCCCACAGCCUUCCUUCAGGCAUACUUGCCAAACGUGGAGGCGGUGUACAAAUCUGCCGAGGUACAGAGCUGCUUCAUGCAGACUGACAAGGUCAACGUGAACCGCUACAAAUUUCAGUCCUAUGCCAACGGCAAAUCUGCUGUCCGGGUGGGCGCCAAAGAGGUUCGACCUGCUGGUCCACAUCUUUGGCGAGAUGGGCUCAACCAAGACUUACCAUCUGUGCACAUGGACCAGGAACCUUUUGGACCUCCAAUCAUUGUCGUCCACUACGAGUCGUGUCCUUUCUCCAGAUGGCAGGACAAGUUUUGGGAACUGGGCAACACAUCUCCUGAGAAAGUGAGUCAGAUUCCCUUUCCCUUCUAUCGCACGUCCAUCAGCAAGAUGCAGAUUUGCAGGAGCAACACCGAAAGCGGCAAGGACGCCCGUGAGCUUGAGAUGCUGGGCUGUGACCAGGCAUCUUUGAUGCAGUUCUGGAGCCAAUGGAAGACAGAAGCCAACCCUUCCCUGACAUUGGAGGACCUGAUGCCUAUCCACAUUCCUUGGGAGAAGAUCGCCUUAUGAAGCAGCUUGAUCUGAAACCAAAA
Molecule: messenger RNA, 1372 nt
Organism: Cladocopium goreaui
Lineage: Eukaryota; Dinophyceae; Suessiales; Symbiodiniaceae
Source: the annotation of a GenBank genome assembly